Molecule: messenger RNA, 729 nt
Organism: Gracilinanus agilis (Agile Gracile Mouse Opossum)
Lineage: Eukaryota; Metazoa; Chordata; Mammalia; Didelphimorphia; Didelphidae
Product: olfactory receptor 51V1-like
Exons: 2
Coding region: 1-729 (242 amino acids)
Biological process (GO): G protein-coupled receptor signaling pathway
Cellular component (GO): membrane
Molecular function (GO): olfactory receptor activity
Source: RefSeq, a predicted model, not a curated record
AUGACCAUGGCCAAGAGAGGAAAGGAGCAAUGUGAACCCCUGAAACUGGCAGGGCAGGUCAAAGCAUCCCCUUGGGAGUUCCAGGGAACUCGGUACCUCUCUUGCUUCUCUCUCUCUCUCUCUCUCUCUCUCUCUCUCUCUCUCUCUCNUGUGGCCAUCACCAACCCACUUAGGUAUCCCACCAUACUGACCAGCUCUCGGGUAGUGAAGAUCACAGUGGUGCUAGGCUUCCGCAGCACCCUGCUUAUCAUUCCUCCGGUCCUACGGCUGCUCGGCUUCUCCUACUGCCACUACAACCUCCUCACCCACUCUUACUGCUUGCACCAGGACCUGAUCCGCCUCUCCUGCUCGAAUACACGAUUCAAUAGCUUCUAUGCCUUGACCGUUAUCUUACUCUCCAUGGGGUCAGACUUCCUCUUCAUCCUGCUCUCCUAUGUUAUGAUCUUUCACUCUGUUUUGGCCAUUGCUUCCCGGAGGGAGCAGCUCAAGGUCCUCAACACAUGUGUGUCCCACAUCUUGGCUGUUCUGUGCUUCUAUAUCCCAGUGUUGGGCCUGUCCAUUGUGCACCGGUUUGCUAGGCACUCCUCACCCAUAAUCCCCGUUGUUAUGGGCAAUGUGUAUGUCCUCUUCCCACCUCUCAUGAAUCCUCUCAUUUAUAGCAUCAAAACUCAACAGAUCCGUAGGGCAAUAAUCCGCGUUAUUUCUCUGAAAGGGUGCAGACAAUCAUAA